Phycodurus eques (leafy seadragon) is the source of this 591-nucleotide messenger RNA. RefSeq names its product parapinopsin-like. Gene Ontology annotation, biological process: G protein-coupled receptor signaling pathway. NCBI's taxonomy places the organism in Eukaryota, Metazoa, Chordata, Actinopteri, Syngnathiformes, Syngnathidae. Gene Ontology annotation, molecular function: G protein-coupled receptor activity. Gene Ontology annotation, cellular component: photoreceptor outer segment; membrane. The record is from RefSeq and is a predicted model, not a curated record.
GGCUACGCCAUGCCGGCCGUGAUCAUGGGUGUCUUCUCUAUUUUGGGGAUCAUUCUCAACCUUCCGGCGAUUGCGGUGACCGUGCGACACAAGCAGGUGAGGCAGCCUCUCAGCUACGCUCUGGUCAGCCUGGCUGUAUGUGACCUGGGCUGUGCUGUUUUUGGAGGGCUGCCCACCACAGUGACCACCACAAUGGGCUACUUCAGUCUUGGACUCGUGGGCUGCAUAUUAGAAGGCUUUGCUGUGGCCUUUUUUGGUAUAGCAAGUCUGGGUACAAUAGGAGUCAUUUCCGUGGAGCGCCACAUCGUGGUGUGCUAUCCAAUGGGUGCCGUACUCUUCCGGAACCAGGUGAGCUUGUUUGUGAGCAAGCUGCAGGUAUCUGAGGCUGGCAGCACACACCGAGUGGAAGUGCAAGUGGCACGCAUGGUUGUCGCCAUGGUGCUGGUCUUUCUGGUGACCUGGCCGCCAUACGCUAGCAUGGCCCUGGCUGUCAUGGUAGAUUCCACACUAAAAAUUGACCCGCUAAUUGCAACCAUUCCGGUCUACUUUGCGAAAAGCAGCACUGUCUACAGCCCCAUCAUUUACAGUUGA